AUUUUCUAUCAAAUUUUAAUGAGGUGGAAGGAAUCACACCUGAGGUCACAAAAAUGUCUAUCACCGUAGAGGAGAGAAACUUCGGUCUGGUCACGAACCCGCUUACCGAAGCCCGGCAGAUGGUUCACUCCUACACACUAAAGAACACCAAGGGCAUGUCCGUGACGGUCAUCCAGCUUGGGGCCACUAUCCAGAGCAUCUUCUUUCCGGAUGGCUCCAAGAAGGUAGAGGAUGUGUGCCUCGGGUUCGACGACAUCGCUGGCUAUAUGACCAACAAGGCGGCCUAUAUGGGUGGAACCCUGGGGCGAGUGGCCAACCGAGUGGCCAGCGGUGGGUUUACUUUGGAUGAGACUACAGUCAACCUGACUAGGAAUUUUGAGGGCCAGUUUCAUCUGCACGGUGGAUUCUUGGGAUUCGACAGCGUCAUUUGGGAAGUGGUGCAGAAGACACCAGAGGGUGUUGUGUUUCGCCAUCAAUCCCAACAUGGUCACGAGGGCUAUCCAGGCAUUCUAACGUGCCUUAUCACCUACCGCCUGGACAAUGAGGACCGUUUGUCUAUUAGUUUCGAGGCCAACACUGACCGCCAGACAAUUGUCAAUCUCUCAAACCAUGCCUAUUUCAAUCUAGCUGGUCAUAAUGCAGGACCCAAAGGCCUUGCAGAGCACACGGUGGAGAUAGCAUCUAGUGAGAUUGUGGAAACAGAUGACCGGCAAAUUCCAACAGGAGAGUUAACCCUUGUUGAUAACACGGCUUAUGAUCUCAGGUCACCUGUGGUCCUGGGAGAUCGCCUCAAGCAGUUUGAGCAUCGUCCGAUCCAGGGUUUCGACAACUGCUAUGUGGUCAAUGGAGGUCAACUGUUGAGAUCUACCGUGAAGGUGGCCAAGAUAGUGCAUCCGCCAAGUGGUCGGGCACUAGAGGUAUGGACAAAUCAGCCAGGCGUUCAGUUCUAUACCGCCAAUAAUAUAACCAAGAUAACUGGCAAGAAGGGAUCCUUUUAUGUGAAACACGGCUCCUUCUGCGUCCAAACGGAGAAGUUUCCGGAUGCCGUAAAUCACCAGAAUUUCCCGUCAAUCAAUCUAAACCCUAAUGAAACAUACCGGCACGAAGUUGUGUACUGGUUUAAGGUUGAAAAGACCUGCAGGUGCUGUUAUAAAAAGUAACCACGAACCUCGUAAAUAAAGAUUCCUAACACCUUA
Drosophila mauritiana is the source of this 1196-nucleotide messenger RNA. Its product is annotated as aldose 1-epimerase. The record is from RefSeq and is a predicted model, not a curated record. Gene Ontology annotation, molecular function: carbohydrate binding; aldose 1-epimerase activity. Gene Ontology annotation, biological process: beta-D-galactose catabolic process via UDP-galactose, Leloir pathway; glucose metabolic process. The coding region runs from base 54 to 1160 and encodes 368 amino acids. The transcript is spliced from 2 exons. Lineage: Eukaryota; Metazoa; Arthropoda; Insecta; Diptera; Drosophilidae.